UCUUGCUACUUUCACCUUCUGCUUUCCAAUUGAGAGAAAAAAACUAAAAACAAAAAAGAAGCAAAUACAUGGAGAAGCCAGAAAAGAUUGGAAGGUUUUCAAGCUGCCGAGGUGUGGCCUUUGAGAUCAAACCACAUUCAGAUCCAUUCGCUGUCACAACUCCGGCCAUAGCCGACCACCACGGAAGCAAAAGACAAUGGCUUCCAUGGGGCAGCUCUUCCAAAAUAGUCCCAUCUUCCAGUAUCAUACAAAGGUCCACGAGUCGAGCCAGUAGUCAUUUCUGUGAUCUAGAACUUGAUGGUGACGAAGAUGAUGACGAUAUUUUAAAGUCUUUGGAAGAAGGAAACGAGGAAGAUGGACUGCACCCAGUUCCCCUUCUCGUUCCUCCUUCCAAAAUCCACUGCGAACAACCUCCUAAGGCUCCAAAGCCCAAAGAUUCAUCAAGACUAUCGAUUAUUCUCCUCGAUCAAGGCCUUUUCACGGUCUACAAGCGACUCUUCGUAGUUUGCUUGGCCUUGAACGUCACCGGUUUAAUCCUUGCAGCCACCGGGCAUUUCUCAUAUGCAAGGGGAAGAGCUGCUCUCUUCUCUAUUGGUAACAUUCUCGCUUUGACUCUGUGUCGAAGCGAGGCGUUCUUGAGGGUUGUCUUCUGGCUUGCAGUUAAGCUCUUUGGGUGGUCGUGGGUGCCUCUGCCACUCAAGACCGCCUUGACAUCGCUCCUACAGUCUCUAGGAGGGAUACAUAGCAGCUGUGGUGUCUCCUCCAUUGCUUGGCUCGUAUACGCUUUAGUUCUUACUCUCAAAGAUAGAGAAAACAGUUCUACCGGAAUUGUAUGGGUUGCAUCGAUGAUUCUGUGUCUGCUCUCCUUCUCUGCCUUCGCAGCAUUCCCUCUUGUCCGCCAUCUCCACCACAACGUGUUUGAAAGGACUCAUCGUUUCGCUGGAUGGACAGCUUUAGCUCUCCUCUGGACCUUUAUUAUCCUUACAAUCUCUUACGAUCCAAAGACAAAAUCCUACAGCAACCAACUGGGAUCUAGAUUGAUAAAACAACAAGAAUUCUGGUUCACACUAGCCAUCACACUGCUAAUAAUCCUCCCUUGGCUGACAGUCAGGCGUGUCGCAGUUAUGGUCUCGGCUCCUUCUACUCACGCCUCGAUAAUCAAGUUCCAAGGUGGUGUCAAAGCGGGUAUACUGGGUCGGAUCAGCCCCUCACCGUUAUCAGAAUGGCACGCAUUUGGUAUCAUUUCGGAUGAUAAGAAAGAACAUAUGAUGUUGGCUGGUGCAGUUGGGGACUUCACGAAGUCAUUGGUUUCCAACCCACCUAGCCAUUUGUGGGUUAGGCAGGUUCACUUUGCUGGUCUGCCAUACCUCGUGAACAUGUACGAUCGAGUUUUGCUGGUGGCGACUGGCUCGGGUAUCUGCGUCUUCUUGUCAUUUCUGUUGCAGCCUUGUUCAGCUAAUGUUUGCUUGAUCUGGGUUGCGAAGGGGAUUGAGCAGAAUUUUGGAAAAGAAAUUAAAGAUUGGGUGAGUGGGUACCCAAAAGAGAAAGUGAUUGUUCAUGACACGGCGGUGCUUGGCCGCCCCAAUGUGUCUCAGAUGAGUGUCCACGCCGCGAGGAAUUGGAAGGCUGAAGUGGUGAUUGUUACUAGUAAUCCAGAAGGGAGCAGAGAUGUUGUCAAUGCUUGCAAAGCUGAAGGAAUUCCUGCAUUUGGCCCCAUUUGGGACUCUUGAAAGUUUUAGAAUUGGGUUAAUAUUUCAAUUCCAAAGUUUUGCUUGGUUUUACGGAAUUUGCAGUGAUUAAUAUUUGUUUCCAAAGGAUAUAAAAAUUUGUUUGAUUGUUUGGUGUUCUGUACUAAUAAUAUUUCUUUUGAUGCUCAAGGAACUUGAUUGUCUUUCUUUCUUCUUUCGUGUUUACAGUUUCUUCUUCUUAU
This is a messenger RNA of Camellia sinensis, 1930 nucleotides long. Its product is annotated as adenylate-forming reductase 03009. The record is from RefSeq and is a predicted model, not a curated record. NCBI's taxonomy places the organism in Eukaryota, Viridiplantae, Streptophyta, Magnoliopsida, Ericales, Theaceae.